UUGCCAUGUGCCAUGACCUAUGUACCCCAGGUCCCCAGGUACCUAGGUAGUCAAUUACCUACUGGGGACUAGUUAUUGCAUACGCUAACCUCCAUAACUGUUAGUCUCGGCUUUAAUGCUUAGUAUUCCCCAGAUUCAUACAGUAUCCACCCCAGGGAUCCAUGGAUCUGCGAGGAACCUCGGGAAGUCCACAAAUUGAACGUUGAGCUUCCAAGCACUCUGCUUUGUUCUUCUUGCCAUCUUUUAUAUAUAAUUCAUAACAAAUACCUAUAUAUACCAAUUGCCGUGAAAUAAAAACCGUCGUCAUCAUGGUGGUCAAAUCCUUCCACGCGCCCUUACAGAUUCCGAACAUCGACUUGUGGCAGCACGUGUUCGAGAGAAAGGACAGACCUUUCCCGGAAGACAAGAAGAUCUAUAUCGACCCGGACACCAAGCGGUCGUACACAUGGGCGCAGACGCGAGACACGGCGCUAGAAUUCGGCAAGGGGCUCAAGUCACAAUGGGGGUUCAAGAAGGGAGACACGCUGGGCUUCUUCUCGCCUAAUAACAUCGAUUAUGCGCCCGUCUUCUUCGGUGUGCAAUGGGCCGGUGGUUCCGCCUCGACUGCUAACCCGACGUACACUGCCGAGGAGCUCGCCUUCCAAAUGAAGGAUUCGCGGGUCCGCGGCAUCGUGACCCAAAUGGCGAUGCUGCCCAUAGUCCUGGAGGCGGCCAAGUCCAUUGGCUUGCCCACGGACCGCAUCAUCUUACUCGGCGACGCGCGGGACCCUACGGGUAAGGUGAAGCACUUCACCGAGAUCCACGUGGCUCCGGGGCUGUUGGCACCACUAUCGUCGCGGCGCCCGCGGCUCGACCCCAGCACUGACAUCGCCUUUCUCGUCUACAGCUCCGGGACGACGGGCUUGCCUAAGGGCGUCAUGCUCACGCACCGCAACAUUGUCUCCAACCUCGUACAGAUGGCCCAUGUCGAAAUACUCAACGGCGUGUACCACUCAGGCGGACCUGACGGCAACGGCGACAAACAGUUGGCUGUGCUGCCAUUCUUCCACGUAUACGGCUUAACCUGCAUCGCACUGCAGAGCAUCUACAUGGGGAUUCCAGCAGUCGUGCUACCCAAGUUCGACCUCGACCGGUUCUGCGGGCUUAUCCAGGAGUACCAGAUCACAUACGCGUCGCUCCCACCGCCGAUUAUCCUGGCACUUGCGAAGCACCCGUCGGUGGCCAAAUAUGAUCUGUCCAGCGUCAAGUGGUUGAACUCUGGGGCGGCACCAUUAGGCAGGGAUCUGGUCGAGCAGGUGUGGAAGCGACUGCUGAUCCCCGUCAUGCAGGGAUACGGGCUCUCGGAGACGUCGCCGGUGCUGACCAAGAUGAACAUCGCCGACUGGGCGCGGUAUAACGGGUCAUGCGGGAAGCUAUUACCCAACAUUUCCGCCAAGGUUGUCGACGUCGAUACGGGCCGCGAGCUUGCCCCCGGCGAGGGUGAGGGUGAGCUCUGGUUCAGCGGCCCCAAUGUCUUCCCCGGCUAUCUCAACCGGCCCGAACUGCAGAAUGACACCUUUAGCGAGGAUGGCUUCUUCAAAACCGGAGAUAUCGGGUACGUCGAUACCAAGGGCAACUUCUACAUCACCGAUCGGUUGAAGGAGUUGAUCAAGUAUAAAGGCUUCCAGGUCGCCCCCGCCGAACUCGAGGGCCUGCUCCUCGGCCACGACGAGAUCACAGACGCCUGCGUGGUACCUGCCCACGACGGCGCCCGGGAAACCGAGGUGCCCCGCGCGUACGUGGUGGUGCGCGCCGGCGUCGCGCGGUCCGAGGACAAGGCGGCCGAGAUCGUCGCCUGGAUCGAUGGGAAAGUCGCCCAGCACAAGCGCCUCCGCGGCGGCGUCCGCUUCAUCGAGGAGGUGCCCAAGAACGCUAGCGGGAAGCUGUUGCGUAGGGUUCUGAAGGAUGCGGCGAGGAAGGAGGAUGCGCGGGCCGAGGGGCCUAAGUUAUGAUUUGGAGAUUUCCUCGAAAGCAAAGGGAUGCUUAUCAUAUCAUAUCAUAUCAUAUC
Molecule: messenger RNA, 2047 nt
Organism: Hypoxylon fragiforme
Lineage: Eukaryota; Fungi; Ascomycota; Sordariomycetes; Xylariales; Hypoxylaceae
Product: acetyl-CoA synthetase-like protein
Exons: 4
Coding region: 309-1991 (560 amino acids)
Biological process (GO): secondary metabolic process
Molecular function (GO): CoA-ligase activity
Source: RefSeq, a predicted model, not a curated record